This is a messenger RNA of Callorhinchus milii (elephant shark), 7930 nucleotides long. Its product is annotated as multiple epidermal growth factor-like domains protein 6. The record is from RefSeq and is a predicted model, not a curated record. Gene Ontology annotation, molecular function: calcium ion binding; protein binding; scavenger receptor activity. Lineage: Eukaryota; Metazoa; Chordata; Chondrichthyes; Chimaeriformes; Callorhinchidae.
ACCAGACAGGCUGUGUGGAUGGACCUUCAACCUGACAUGCCCAACGUGUGUCCAGAACAGGAGCUUGCGAUGGUGGGUCAUCGACAGCCUUGCGUACAGGCCUUCACAAGGAUGGUCAAAGUGUGGAAACAGGGCUGCUCUGCCAAGCGUUGGUGUGUUGGAUAUGAAAGAAGAACUGGCUACUACACUGCUUACAGGCAAGUGUACAAUAUGGAGUUGCAGACUACUUACAAGUGCUGCCCAGGAUGGAACCAGCAAAAUGAGGAGCCGGGGUGUUUGCACCCUGCAUGUGCUAUUGGUGCCUGUUUCAAUGGAGGGAAGUGCGCUGAAGGACUGUCCCAGGUGUGCCAGUGUCCUGAGGGCUUCCAGGGUUCCCGCUGUCAGUACGACGUGAACGAGUGUGUGAGAGGGAAUGGUGGCUGUCAGGAGGAAUGCUGCAAUACCAUUGGCAGCUACUACUGCAAGUGUUCAGGGGGGUACCGGCUUGGCACUGACGGCCUGUCCUGUGAAGAUGUGGACGAGUGUACCGCGGUCAAUGGAGGCUGCCAACAGAGCUGCGUGAACACCCAAAGCUCAUUCUACUGCGAGUGCGAGGCUGGGUAUAGGAUCCAUGCGGACGGUCGCACUUGCAUUACUGUAAAUUCCUGCUCGCUAAACAAUGGCGGAUGUGAAUGGGAGUGCGUGCAGAUCAGCGACGACCAUUACCUGUGCAAAUGCCCAGCAAACUACCAGCUGCAGAGAGAUGGGAAGCAUUGUGAAUUGAAGGAUCCGUGUAGUGAUCAGAAUGGUGGCUGCGAGCACAUCUGCCACAGUGAAGAUGGAACGGCACAAUGUAACUGCAAUCCCGGGUAUCAACUGACGGCAAAUGGGAAAACAUGUGAUGAUAUCGACGAGUGUCUCACGGGAAUUGCAAUGUGUGCUCAUCGCUGUGUCAAUGUUCUGGGAUCGUACAGCUGUGUCUGUAAUCCUGGAUUUGAGAUGGGAGCUGAUGGGAAACAGUGUUACCGCAUUGAGAUGGAGAUUGUAAACAGCUGUGACAAAGAGAAUGGUGGCUGCUCUCACCACUGCGAGCACACAACCUACGGACCGCGCUGCUCUUGUAACCAAGGAUACCUCCUCGACUCGGACUCACGCACGUGCCUAGAUUCAAAUGAGUGUGAGACUCGGGUGGCCUGCUGUGCCCAGGACUGCAGUAAUAAUCCCGGUGGUUAUGAGUGUAGCUGCCGGGCAGGAUACAGGUUGAACAUGGAUGGAUGCAGCUGUGACGAUGUAGAUGAAUGCUCAGCAGACAGUGGUGGCUGUGACCAUCUGUGUAUUAACACAGUCGGAUCAUACUGGUGCACGUGUCCAGGAGGAUACAGGCUGGAGGCCGACAGAAAAAGCUGUUCCCCUCUUGAUGAUGAUGAAGAUGAGGAGCUGGAGGAAGAGAUCGAGCUGGCUAAAUUCCGAGAUCUCUUGUUCAGAACCCCACCACAGCUUCUACACUACAGAACCUCCUUAACACAUCUGUACAAGGAUCUGAGGGACGAACUGCGACUCAUGCACAAAAUCAUCUGCUUGGAUAACACGUUUGGGAACGACUGCAGCCUGAGCUGUGAUGACUGUGUGAAUGGAGGAGUUUGCAACGCUGAAAGCAACGGAUGUGACUGUCCUGGGGGAUGGAGCGGCCUCACCUGUAACCAGACCUGCCCUAAGGGCACCUACGGAAAGGACUGCAACAGCAUCUGCCGGUGUCAGAACGGAGGCUCGUGCGAUGCGGCCACAGGAAGCUGCCGUUGCCCACCUGGGAUUGCCGGAGAGUUUUGUGAAGACGGCUGCCCGAAGGGAUUCUUUGGCAAAAGCUGCAAUAAAAGGUGUAACUGUGGCUGGACCGGCUAUUGCCACCGGCUGUACGGGGCUUGUCUGUGUGACCCUGGGUUGUACGGACGCUUCUGUCAUUUACCCUGCCCAAAGUGGACGUUCGGUCCAGGCUGCUCGCGGGAGUGCCUGUGUGCGCAGACGCACACGGUGGGCUGUGACUCCCAGGACGGCACGUGUCUCUGCAAACCUGGGUUCCAGGGCAACAGCUGCCAGAAAGAGUGUGACCCAGGCUACCAUGGUGUUGGCUGCACGUCCCGGUGUGACUGUGCUGUGGGGGUGUCAUGUAACCGGGAGACGGGCGAGUGCCAGCACCUGUGUCCCCCGGGGCUCCAGGGAGAUCAGUGCCUGCUGCCCUGCAGUUUGGGGACCUUUGGGAUUAACUGCAGGGGGAGCUGUGACUGUGGGGGAGCACCUUGUGACCCAUGGACUGGACAAUGCAUCUGCCCUGCUGGCAAAACUGGCUCAGCCUGUGAACGUGAUUGCCCUUCUGGUCACUGGGGUGUAAACUGCCAGUUCUCCUGCAGUUCCUGUGCUAACGGAGGCAUAUGUAACAAGGAGACGGGGAAGUGUGAUUGUUCUGCGGGAUUCACUGGAACACUGUGUCAGGAUGCUUGCCCAGACGGUUACUAUGGCCAAGGCUGCCACCACCGCUGCCUCUGUACAAACUCCACUCCGUGCAAUGCGACCAGUGGAGCGUGUAUCUGCGCUCCAGGAUGGACAGGGCCAGACUGCACCAGGCCUUGUGCUGUCGGGCGCUGGGGGAACAGCUGCCAGAACGUCUGUGUGUGCAACAACGCUGCUGGGAGCUGCGAUGGCCAGACCGGUCUGUGUGUGUGUGAAGCCGGGUACAUGGGACAACACUGUGAACAGAGAUGUCCGGAUGGAAGCUACGGCUUGAGAUGCGAGUCCUCGUGUCGGUGCCAGAACACAGCGGCCUGCGAUCACGUUAGCGGUGCCUGCACCUGUGCUGCUGGGUGGACAGGAACAUUCUGCGAACGAUCCUGCCCAGAGGGGUUUUAUGGGCUCGACUGUCGGCUGACGUGCAAGUGCAGGAACGGAGCGGGCUGUAACCACGUGAACGGAGAAUGCCACUGUCUGCCCGGCUGGGUAGGACCCCGAUGCAAUCAGCCUUGUGAGGGGCAGAGUUAUGGUGAGCAAUGUGGUCGGCUCUGUGACUGCCGUAACGGAGCCACAUGUCAUCAUGUGAGUGGCCGGUGCCUCUGUGCUCCUGGGUGGACUGGACCAAAGUGUCAAGAGCGCUGCCCAGCAGGGAUGUACGGAAUGAACUGCUUACAGCACUGCAUCUGCAGAAACAAGGCUCCGUGUGAUUCUGUCACUGGAUCCUGCCUUUGUGCCAAAGGCUGGACUGGCAUAGCUUGUGAGCUCGAGUGUGAGGCUGGAUGGUACGGAGAAGGCUGCCAGGAAAGCUGCAGCUGCAGGAACGGAGGCAGCUGUGACCGGCACACAGGACAGUGUAUCUGCAGAGCUGGCUGGAUUGGGAAAACCUGUCAGACAAGUUGCCAGGCUGGAUAUCACGGAGAGGGCUGCGAGGAGAGAUGUGAUUGUGACAAUGCCAUGUCGUGCCACCAUCAGACCGGGGACUGUCACUGCGCUCGAGGCUGGCGGGGCAAGAGAUGUGACAAGCCCUGCCUGCCCGGCUACUAUGGAGACACCUGUGCCCAGAGCUGCGAGUGUCCCGCUGGCAUUGCCUGUAACCACGUGACUGGCGAGUGCGGUUGUCCUGCCGGCUUCACUGGCAACGGCUGUGAGGAAAAUUGUCCCCCAGGUACCUUUGGGCAGAACUGCAAUCACGUGUGCCAGUGUUCAGGUGUGAAUGAGCAGUGCCACACUGCGACCGGGGACUGCACCUGUCUACCUGGUUACCAUGGUGAUCGCUGUGACCUCCGAUGUCCAGAUGGGACGUAUGGGCCUCACUGCCGAGAGAACUGCAAGUGUCAGAAUGGAGGCCGCUGUGACUCAGUGACUGGGACCUGCAGCUGCCCCCCAGGCUUCAUUGGAGCCACCUGCAGUGUUACGUGCCCAGAAGGCUACUAUGGGAGAGAUUGUGCGUUCCUUUGCUCCUGUGGUAAAGGAGGCCAGUGUGUUCCUGUGACAGGCAGGUGUCAGUGUCGCCCUGGUACAACAGGUCACAGCUGCCAGCAAGUUUGCCCAAAGGGAAUGUUUGGUCCCAGCUGUCAGCAGCUCUGUGCCUGUCAGAACAGCGGCCUCUGUAACCCAGAGGAUGGAACGUGCACCUGUGGACUCGGAUGGACUGGUGCUUAUUGUGAGCAAGAGUGUCCUCCUGGGAAAUUUGGAGCCAGCUGCCAGCUGGAGUGUUUGUGUCAGAAUAAUGGGACCUGCAAUCGCUUCACGGGCUGCUGCCUCUGCACGCUUGGCUUCUACGGGCAGCUGUGCGAGCAAGCAUGCCCUCCAGGUUUCCACGGCUUAAACUGCGCUCACUCCUGUGACUGCAAACAGGGGGCUACCUGUGAUCCCGUCUCCGGUCAGUGCAUCUGUCCAUCUGGCUACCAGGGGGAGCAGUGCGAGAGAGCCUGUGACAUCGGACGUUUUGGUGAGAGGUGUCAGCAUCUCUGUCAGUGUGCGGGUGCCAUCCCAUGCCAUCCUCAAACAGGAAGGUGCCUUUGCCCACCGGGUAGAACUGGAGACCAAUGUGACAUUGAUUGUAGGGCAAAUCGGUAUGGACCGAACUGUACUUUAAGCUGUCAGUGCUCCAACAAAGCUUGGUGUAACCCUCACAAUGGAAGUUGUGUGUGUUCCUUCAGUUGGAUGGGACCUACGUGUGAAGAAGGUGGCCCCCCUCAGCCUCUCUCACCCCACAGGCAAUCUGAUUCACAUAAAGACCAUCCGCAGAGGGCUUUCAAUCGCUCAUAGUCCUCUCUGGGCAGCUUUACAGCCAAAAAAAGACUGGAUUUUGUUUACAGCUGAAAGUUACUCAACAAAUCAGAAACCUUUCUGAAUUUGGGAGUAACCAACCUGAAUUUAUCUGCACGUUUACCAGCCAUCUGGGCACACAGUCCGAGAGUCCAAACCUACAUUGUUUGUUCUUGUUGUUUUCUAACAGUUUAAUAUCUCAUGGUCAUUGAAGUAUUUGUUUCCAAAGAAGAAAUGGUAUUCAGAAAGGAGUUUGGUGACUGGUAUCUUGUAAAGUGGUCAGCUUCUGGGAUGUACUGCCUUUUACUUAUAAUAUUUUCAUCAAUAUGAUUCUAAACUGUGAGAAAUGCCACAUAUGAUGGGGAGAUAUGGGGGUAGGGGAGGAGGAAAAAGAAGACAGUUCAGCAAUAGCCAGGCACUGUAAGAAGUUCAUUCUUUUCCAAUGAACUCUCACACUUGGGUGAGGAGUUUCACAUGUUGGAGACUGGAUGAAAUCAAUACAUCAGACACUGGGGCCGUUUGUACAAAGGUAUCAACAUCACUCAAGUCAUUCACUUGAAAUUAUGUUUUCCUUGGCUUGGAUCCAUUCAGCCUUCCUAGUUGCAAUGUAUUGACCCGUUGGUAAAUUUUGAAAUGUUUUCAGAAUGAAGCCAAGAAUGUUACUGCCUUAUACAUUUCAAAGUUAAAUGAUGGAGGACACGCAUAGCUGUCCCAUUGAGGCGAGUAGACAGAUGUAUCCUGUUUAAGACGCCCUGGUCCGGUUCCUAGCUUUUAUUGCAGCACUGAUGUGUGUAUGUGUUGCCUAACGUUCAAGUUCCAUUGCACAAAGCUUAGCCUUUGCAGUGGCAGAUUUGGCUAGUUGUUGUUGUUGUUGAGGUGGUGGGGAAGGUUAGAAGCAGAAAGUGAACCUGCAGCCACUUUGUCCAGACUCACUGGAACUCUCUUCUGGAUUCCAUUCACAUUGCUCUCUCUCCCCCCACACAUUUUCAAAACUAUUUUACAAACAUAUUUGUCCGAUUGUGGAUAUGUUUAACACCCUCAGAUUGUCCUCCUGUCUGCUUGCUGCUCCCCCUUGUCUCGGUGAAGCACUUCUUGAUGUUCAACCUACAUCUAGAUCUGCUGGCGUGGGAGAGCAGUUUGCAGAGCGAGAGUCUGACUCCAGUCUCUGAAUGCAUUGAGCUGCUGAGAUGCUGUCUCACCAAGAGAAGCCUGGUCAAUUUCUGCACUGUUUCAAAACUAAACCUCAGCUUGAUGGGAUAGAGGAGUAAAGGAAUGGCAGGUCCCAGAGUUUUGGCCAUUAGCGCUGGAGUGAUUCACCAUUUAGAGGGGUCAAUGUUCAUACACAGAUUCUAUUGACAAGUUUCCUGGAUGAACCUCGCUGUUGUUCUGUCCAUUAGGAAUGGAGCUGACUUUACUGCCACAUCACCUGAGCCCUGGAUUUGCUCAAACACGCUUGAAACACUCUUUGUGAAAUGUGUACAAGAUCUGCCCCAUACCUUCUGUGAAUUUGUAGGUGGGCAAUUGUAACCAUCUUUACUGCAUUUCAGAUAUUUAGUUCAAAUUUGUUCAUGUUGGUAUCAUUAUGGUUUUGGUCAGAAGAAUAGGACCAUCUUGAAACCAAUUUCAAGUUUACCAGGUUAGAUAUUGAGUAUAGGCAUAACGUUCUGUCCAAUUGUAUUGUGCCUAGGACUAUUCUAGCAAGUGAACAUCCAUUCUAUCAAACUGAGGAAGUUUUUAGAGCUCAUCAGAUGAGAGAAUGGUCAGGAGAAGCCACUUCUGAGAUUGGAGCAGAAGCUGGAACUUCACUGUGGACGUAACCCCACUCCAUCCACCUGCCCCAACUCUGCUCUAUCUACCUACUCUGAGAGCUCUUGGUGCUGGUUGAAAUGAGACCCUUUUAUCAGAGGUAACAUACCACAUCUAGAAGACAAACACUUAAUGAAAUCAAAGUUAAUGUCCCAAUGAAUUUAAUUUAAAAAUAUUUAGGACUUAUUGAAGAAAUUUAUUCCUUUAACAUGGGGAAUGUAUAAUGAUAAUGUUUGUAUACCUCUUCUCUCUGUGUAUUCUUAAUUUGGAUGAUGCAAUAUUAGGUAUAAAUAUAACCAGGUUGUAGACUGAUUCUCUGAGCGAGUGCAUGUAUUUGAGUGCAAGUUGUGAAAAUGUUUACUUCAGUUCAAUAGGCUGAGUUACUUGGUUCACACAGGCUUUAGGAUUGUAACAUCAGUCUGCGAGUGAGCAAGGCUGCCUGCUGGAGAGUUCCUGACUCCCAGCCAGGCACAGUGAGUGCUGUGUCUCUUAUCCACACUACCUGAUCUGGGAGUGUUAGACGCAGAGACUGAAUGAUGAAAAUGGGAGAAAUUUUGUCAUUCUCAGCAUGAACAUCCUCACCUAAAGGAACGUACAAUUCACCAUAAAAUCUAGUUUAAAACGAAAGCUGGUACCUCAUGCCAUCGAUCUUCCAGUAAGUCUCAGCCAAGGUGCUCAACUUUAUUGAUCAGUAGAUUGUUGCCGAUUGCUUUUCUGUUCUGUAUGCCUGAGGUUUUUUUAAAAAAAUAGUAUUUUGUAAAAAUGAACGGUACUUGAAAUAUUAACAUAGGAAGUGAGCUUGCUGAGCAGUUUGGUUACAAGACAGAUCGAAGUCCCCACGAGGCAGGAAGAAUCCUCUCUGCGGCACAAGUUAGUCAUUUCAUGUCAAAUGUGACAGAAAAUGAGUAUGUGGACACUUAUCCAAUGUUGGAUUCAAGGAGCCAAACUGGACGAGAAACAAGAGCAAUACUGAUAUCUGCCACGAUAUGCGCACACUUGUAUGUGGUCAACCUUGUGAGCAAUGACGACUUUUCAGUACUGUUCCUAGGCAAGAAAAGAUAAAAUCAGCCACAAGAAAGACAGGAUCUGGCUGGGAUUUGAUGAUUUGCCGGCAAAAUGAUUGAAUAUUCUGCCAACAGUCACCGUCUGACUUCCCUUGUGAAAAUUGGCUGAGAUAAUGGGAGGAGGACAGUCAGUACCCAGGGAACUAUUUCCCAGCAUGAGAAAGGAGGGUUUGAGCAUGCUGUGGGACCUGGGCAACUUUAAGUCUGUUUGAUUUUCAAUGUGCAGUUGUCCAUGGAAAACCUUCUGUAUCACACACUUUCCUGGUGUUGACUGGUGCUAUUAUAAGCAUUUGAUAAAUAAACUGAAG